AUGGCAGACUUAGAUGAUUUCUUUGCCAAGAAGGAUCGCAAAAAGUCAAAGGCUAUAAAGAAGUUCGCGACGGCUGAUGAGUUAGCCAAAAAAUUGGAUGACCCAAAACAGAAAUCAGAUGUAAGGCCAAAGAAAGAGCGGCCGGUCCAAGAAGGAGAAGAAGGAGGCAGAGCUGGGGAGGAAGAGGAAUGGAAGGAGUAUGAGGAACCCGUGAAGGAUUACACCGGGCUGAAGAUCCAGGUGCUGCAGGGUGGCAACGGACAGCCGGAGUCCGGUCGCGACUCUGCCUCGGAGGACGCAGCGCCCGAAGGAGGCAAAGUCAAGGGACCGUGGAACAAGCCUCAACAGCCGGAAGCAGAGACCCCAGCGCCGGCGCCGGUGGAGGAACCAAAGCCGCGCGAGACCAAGCCCGCGGCCUACGUGCCGCCAUCCUCACGCCAGCGACCCAUUGAGAACGUGCGCAGGAGUACGAAGCACGCGCCAGACAUCCACAACGACGAUUACUUCCCCGUGCUGGGCGCGAGCACCAAGCGCGGCGGCGGGGGCUGGAGCACGGCGGGCGGCGGCGCCGCGCGGGACAGGGACAUCGCCGCGCCACGACACCAACUUGCGCUCGGGAACCGAUUCACCUCGCUGCAGGAUGAUAGCUAG
Molecule: messenger RNA, 651 nt
Organism: Spodoptera littoralis (African cotton leafworm)
Lineage: Eukaryota; Metazoa; Arthropoda; Insecta; Lepidoptera; Noctuidae
Source: the annotation of a GenBank genome assembly